CCGCAAAAGCAGCAUUUCCUCGUCAAUAGAGCCCCCGCUUAUCUCCAUGGACGGCUCCCUUCCUCUAGCUCGGAGCCAAGCUUAUCCCCCACAUACCUGGGUAGACAUGCCGGCCGGAUCAUGAUGCGAUACAAGGGUAGCAUUGCGUUACAGGAUUCAAAAGAUUUGAGAGGUCGACGAUAUGACUAUCUUUCACAUGUUCAUUGGAGUUUGUCAUCUUGAUAACGAUGUACCUGGACGACUCGAAUAGCUCGCUGGCCGGAAAGCCAGAUUUGAUCAUUAGUGUCGGAUGCGUGGACUUGGACUACGAACUAUUUGGGAUUCAAAUUACCGAAGGCACCGACAUCGCAAAUAUCGGACGAGAAGUUGGGUGAGAAUGACAAAGAUGUCGGGUAUUAGGUACCGAGAUGUUGAAUUUUCCAUUACACUCAAGAGUCUGCUCGUGCGUCUUACAGGCGAAUCUCCCAACACAUCAAACCAAUGGCUAGUAGUACGACACCAAGCACUGAGCUACCUCCCGGAGAGGAUGCCCCUUUUCAGACUGCGGCUAGAAUAGACUCGGCAAACCUGGACGAAAGUGCCCUUAUUGUCCAUGCUCAAGUUUUUCAAUAUAGCUGGUUGAGACGUUGGCGAGGCACAAUAAUCGCAGCGAGUCUAGCGGUUCUCAUUGCCCCUUUUUCGUCUCUAGGUAUUAGUUGGUUGUCACCGGCAGAAUCUCCUAUCGACCCAACAGACUAUGCCCUACGGACAAAGCAUAUACUAAAGACGACGCCGCUAAUUGAUGGUCACAAUGACUUUCCAUGGCUCCUCCGAGUUGAAUUGCACAACCGUAUUUACGAUGGGAGGUUUGAUCCAAAACAGCGUUUGCUGGGUCACACGGAUAUUGGUCGAAUGAGACGAGGGAUGAUGGGAGGUCAAUUCUGGAGCGUACACGUCAAAUGCGACGCGACGCAGAAACAUUUUGAGGAUCCAUCUUGGAUAGUGCGUGAUACUCUUGAGCAGAUUGAUGUGGCCAAGCGCUUUAUCGCAGAGUCCCCAGAGGUUUUCACCUACUGCGAAACUCCAUCAUGCGCCCGUGCUGCAUUUCGGAAUGGCCGUAUCGCUAGUAUGCUGGGUAUUGAGGGCGGUCACCAGCUUGGAGGUUCCAUCGCUGCCGUUCGCCAAGCGUACGACCUUGGCGUCCGGUAUAUCACAACUACGCAUAAUUGUGAUAAUGCAUGGGCAACAUCUGCUUCGACUGUCGCUCGUGGAGAUCCUGAUAAAGGACUUACGUCACUUGGCGCCGCCUAUGUUCGGGAGAUGAAUCGUCUGGGUAUGAUGAUUGAUCUCUCGCACGUUUCUCAUCAGACCAUGCGAGACGUUCUAUCUAUCACUCAAACACCUGUGAUAUUCUCCCACUCAGGAGCAUAUUCCGUAACCCCCCAUCUACGCAAUGUACCCGACGAUGUUCUUCGUAGCAUUCGCCGAAACGGGGGAAUCGUGAUGGCUGUAUUUGUGAAUCGCUUCUUAAAUAUGGAGGAUCCGGGGGCGGUUACAAUACACGACGUUGUAGAUCAUGUAUGGCAUCUCGCUCAAAUUGCAGGCUGGGAGCACGUUGGAAUUGGGUCCGAUUUCAGCGGAACCCCUUUUACCCCUAGCGGUCUUGAGGACGUUUCGAAAUACCCUGAUCUAAUCGAGCUUAUAAUGGCUCGUGGAGCUACUGACGAUCAAAUAAAGCUUCUAGUAGGAGAAAAUAUAUUACGCGUAUGGGAGUCGAUUGAGCGUAGAGCCCGAGAGAUCCAAGCCGAGGGUGAAAAGCCUGUUGAGGAGGAAUGGGAAGGUCGAAAGUGGCACAAGGGUUACAAGAACUCGCCUUACAUGUACCGAGAAACUCGAGAGAGGGCAGCACGAGAGGACUGGGGUCAACCCGACCAGUUUAACGUUGGCAAGUCCGGGAAACAUGGAAUCACAGUUAAGGACGAGAAAGACAUUUGAUAAACCCCAAGAUUUAAGUAUAUUACUGCCUGUAAAUAUUAAAGGGG
This is a messenger RNA of Daldinia vernicosa, 2021 nucleotides long. Its product is annotated as membrane dipeptidase-domain-containing protein. Gene Ontology annotation, biological process: proteolysis. NCBI's taxonomy places the organism in Eukaryota, Fungi, Ascomycota, Sordariomycetes, Xylariales, Hypoxylaceae. The transcript has 3 exons. The record is from RefSeq and is a predicted model, not a curated record. Gene Ontology annotation, molecular function: metallodipeptidase activity. Bases 481 to 1974 code for a protein of 497 amino acids.